AUGUUUCUUUCUCUGGACUCCCUACAAUCAACCCAGGGCAACAUCACAGUCGAGUCAUCAUCCCGUCUAGACGUCAAUUUCACAAGCUUAUAUUCCACGGAGACCAUCCAGCUGAAUGGAAACAUCACAAGCGCCGGGUUUCCCUCCCUCACCCAGGUCACUCGUGUUACAAUCAACACCACCAACCCCAUUGACUGCAGUUCCUUCCAGAGCGCCCUCAAGUAUGCAGCCCCGACUUCCAACUCCACCUGCAACGGUACAGGAGUGACAGGCACAAGCGGGCGAGGGUUGACCACUCGCGCGAAGGUGGGGAUAGCGGUGGGAGUGAGUAUCGCCGGCAUUGUGAUUGUGGGGUUGAUCAUCUGGUACGAGCAGAGGAUGGCGAGGAACUAUAAAGCGCGAGCGGGGUUCUCCUGGGGACCGCCGAUUCCGCUGCAGGAGAGGACAAGGAGGAGAAGUGCGCGGGAGGAUGAUCCGCCGCCACCUUAUUCGUUGCAUCCGCCUGCUGACUGA
Molecule: messenger RNA, 513 nt
Organism: Aspergillus udagawae
Lineage: Eukaryota; Fungi; Ascomycota; Eurotiomycetes; Eurotiales; Aspergillaceae
Exons: 3
Coding region: 1-513 (170 amino acids)
Source: RefSeq, a predicted model, not a curated record